ACGAAAUUCAAAUUUCCACGGUGGUCCGAUAGCAUAGGAUUCUUAGUUAUAUGACUAACUAAGUACAGAAUAUUUGUAUGUGACAUUUAGACAGUUCGUUAGAUUCAGAUACAUUUGAUUUUAUUCAAAUCUUUCGAGACUAUUUCGAAUAAUCGAGCUAUCGUUUAGCGUGUUGUUGCCUAGCAUAUUCUACUAUGAUAGGGGACCGUUAUGCUAGCUAGUCUCGCAGCCAGAUAUCUUAUAUAUCCAACUAGUUACGUGUGACCUAACUGUACAAAAUAUCGGAUAGGCGAAUUUUGGUUCAAAUAGACUAGGAUUAAACCUAGUUUGUUAGCUUUUGUAUUCUAUGUCUCUAACAAUUACAUAUUGUAUGUAGCUAACUUAAUGUUAGCCUUUUCCAGGCUACUUUAUGUUCGCUAUCUGGCUAUCGUUAACUUAGCUACCUUGGAGAACAUAUUUUACCCGUCUUCUUAGACCCCAGUAAGUAUAAAAUAUCAGGUAGCUAUGUUUCUAUCUCCGUCUAAAUGCAACAUUUACCGGGCCCAUGAUCCGGCUUACUAUGAAAGUGUGCCCCGACACACAGCGCAAGUGUACACUCCUGGGAAAGACUCGGCCAAACAGAAAAGCGUGUCUCUUAAUGGCAACAGACAGUCUUCGUUGAGGAUGGGAUUGUUACAUGGAAAAGGAGUGUUCAACUCCACAUCCUGCGAGGAUGCAAGUCCAGACCUCACUUGUGGGCUCAGCUGUAUCGUCGACAACGGGAGAGCAUCAUAUUUGGAAACCUCUAUCCACCCAGCAGUAACUGCUCUCAGAGAAACUGGUGUCAAUAAAUGCGAAUCCCCGGUAAAGAUCUUUGCAAGAAUGAAAGCCAAAGUGUCAAGCCAUAACACCCCUUUUAAGAGCACCGUUGUACAUGAAGACCGAGUACCAACACACAGGAUCUUACGGGAUGAAAUGAACUUCAACAUGAUGGAAAUUGAGCAAUACCCACCCUCCGUGGAUGACACGGAUGCAUUCACCCUUUCCCCACCAAAUUCUCCAGCAUCUGAGGUGAACAAUUGCGAGUCGGAUGCGGAGUUCCAUCGGGGUCAUGAAAAUGUCAAGGUUAUGAGCCGAUCCACUCCAGCUGAAAGUUCGGAUUCGGUAGAACCAGUUGUAGCCGAUGCUACUGUUGAUGAGAGUCCAGCAGCUAGCAGGAGCAGUAAAUCGAAGUGCACUCCAAACGGAUGUUAUGUUUUGUUGGACAAGCUAGCAGUUAUGCAGUCUCCAGCAAAAAUAUUUGCCUUGAUGAAAAAAGAAGAGAGGCGUCCUCUGAAAACAAAUGGUUUGAACCAAACAUCGAAAAACAAAGAAAAUGUCAAGGCAAUUGAGCCCUUCAUGGAACUGCCUAUGGAUGAAACCCAUAUCCAUAGCCGUGUGGAUGUAGCCUGCAGUGACAGGCCCGUGUUUGCCAGCCAAAGAGAGAACAUCAGCAAUACUCCUUUGCCGAAGUUUGCCAAAGGAAAGCGUAGGGUUUUCUCCACACAAGCUUGUGCUCCAGCACCGGCUCAGUGUCUGGAUGACUCCGUGCUCCUGGGCUCCCCACGUCUCACUAUUCCCCAAAAACAGAGUGUGAACAUUAAGCUCCAGAGUAACUCUGAGAACCAAGACCCAAGGAUGAUUGAAGGGAUUCAGCUAAAGCAUUGGGUCCUGAAGCUGAGUGAUUCUAAACUUUUUGUUGAUGGACAGAGAGUUGACAACAAAACACCCUGGCACAGCAACAGUAUAGUUGAACGCAUUGCAAGCAAUGUCUUGAAAACAGUCUCUGGAAGCACUUAUAUCCUGGUUGGAAAAAUGUCAACCAAAUUGCCAUCUGAAUUACCCAAGUGGUUUUUGAAAAAGUUUCUCUAUGGCUUCCCUCAGAUGUGGAAACAGUACCUCAACACAUAUCUAACAGAAUCAAAGGGUUUAAGUCACAAUGAGAGUCAAGAGAAUUUUAAGCCUUCAAAGCAAAAAAAGCUGCCUCGGAAAGAGACCAAGCCAGAGAAGCUGGUAACCCCCAAGCUUACAUACAUGACCCCACCAGAGAGCUCACGAGGGGACAGCCAGAAGUUGUCCCGCAGUGGCCGUCUAAUCAAACCCCCUCUGGAGUACUGGAAGGGGGGGCGGGUCGUCGUGGACAAGGACUUGAACGUCACUGUUCUUGAGGACUACUCUAUAGUGCAGACGCCAACAAACAGAGAAGCACAAGAAAAGCCAAGCCAAAAGCAGAGCACAAAAAAAUCCAUAGUCACCCUAAAAGAAACGUCUCCAAGCAUGUCUAGCCAAGAUGAGAGGGAGACAAGGCUAAUUAGGAAAGCCAAGCCUUAUCAGCGACCAGGGUGGCAAACUGACAAGACUCCAUCCCAAACCCAGAAGAAUUCUACCUUUGUAGUUCCCCAAACACGGGCAGCCAGUAGGAGAUCAGCCAGUGCCUCACCGCCAACUGAUGACACAGACACAGACACACCAGCUUUUCGCAACAGUGGUGAAGGUCAAACGAAACGUCGUCGCCCUGGAAGACCACCAAACCACCUUUCUGCAAUCAGGUCUGAUCAGACAGAUACAGACACACAAGCUGUUCACAUGGAAAGUGAAUUUCAAACGAAACGUCGCCGCCCAGGAAGACCACCAAAGCACCAAUCGGCAAUCUGGUCUGAAUCGACAGAUACAGACACACAAGCUGUUCCCCACGAGGGUGAAGGUCGAGCGAAACCUCGCCGCCCAGGAAGAUCACCAAAGCACCAAUCGGCAAUCUGGUCUGAAUCGACAGAUACAGACACACAAGCUGUUCACAUGGAGGGUGAAGGUCGAGCGAAACCUCGCCGCCCAGGAAGAUCAACAAAGCAGUUCUUGUUGAACACAGACCAGCCUGUGCGCCAAAGUUCCCUCACCAGGUCCAAGAGAAGGAGCAGCUCUGCGGCCUCUCAGUCCCCCUCGGAAACGGAACAGCAAGUUAUGGGGCCGCCGAAGUCCAGAGCAAGAAGAGGGCGUCGCAAAAACAAACCACCGGCAGCGGAUGACAGUGCUGCAGAUAUCUCCAAUGAGGACUUUGUGUCUGAUAGAGACAGUGUCACGCGGAAGAGGAAACCUCAAGGCAAGAAGGGAAGUAAAAAAGAUAAUACCGAAGAAGUUAACGACAGCAAGUGGACAGAUCAAGAGAUGCAAAAACUUCACAAGGCCAUCAACUCCUUGCCCAAGUACUCUCCCACCUUCUGGGUAAAUGUUGCCUUGGAGGUGGGCACUCGUUCUCCAGAGGAGUGCCAAGAGCAGUACUCUGCCCAGCAACAGAACUCCCACACCAGGUCCAGACAGAAGAAGCAGCCUCAGACCAUUGAGGAACCAGCUAAGGAGAUGCCUCAGAUCACAGCCAAAGCUGGCACACUAAGAAGGAAACAGCAGAUCCGCGAUGUCUUGGACCACAUACCCAAAGACGACCAUGAUGAUAUUUUCAGCAGCUCGCCUAUGCAGAAAAGACUCAAGAAGUUGCCCACGUUUUCGGACUGCGGAGAUGGGGAUCCCCUGGGUCAGCUGGCGAACCCUCAGACUCCCAGCUCCUCCAGCAUGUUUGUGGGGGUUAAGACUCCAAAGUGUCUGCACAUCAGCCCUGGCAUGUUCCCCUCGAUCAACAGGAAUGACAACGACAAGUAUGUCUUCCACUUCCAAAAUAAAAUGAAAAAGGGAAAAGGGAGAGGCACCAAGGCUAAAACACAGUCAGACAAGAACUGCUCCCCUUCUCCUUCAGUGAAACGGACAGAGAAGACAUCGCGUUGCGGAAGAUGAUUCCUUUGUUGUUUGGGAAAUGUUCUCUCAGAAGGAUGCUCCAUCUUUACCAAAUGAAGAAAGUGAGGAGGAGGACUACUAUUUUUCUGAUGCCUGAAAUGCC
Messenger RNA from Alosa alosa (allis shad), 3904 nucleotides. It is a transcript of the gene mis18bp1, whose product is annotated as MIS18 binding protein 1. The transcript is spliced from 16 exons. Bases 505 to 3801 code for a protein of 1098 amino acids. The record is from RefSeq and is a predicted model, not a curated record. Lineage: Eukaryota; Metazoa; Chordata; Actinopteri; Clupeiformes; Clupeidae.